AUGGCGAAAUCAAAAAGCCCCCGUGUCGUACGAUUCCUCUCUGAUUUCACCCUUGGAUUCUCCGAUGGUCUUACCGUCCCUUUUGCUCUGACCGCAGGACUGAGCUCUUUGGGUCAGGCCGACACCGUCAUCUACGCGGGUCUUGCUGAAUUAUGUGCUGGAAGCAUCAGCAUGGGUGUCGGCGGCUAUCUCUCGGCCCUGGACGAGGUUCUGAGCUCAGCUGCGCAUACUGGCGACCGAGGAAGCAAUGUCGGCGAUGAAGAAGAAAUGAGGGGCAUGUUGCGCGAUGGAAGCACGAGGACCUCGGCUAGUAUUGCCAGCGACGGCGUAGACGAGAAGGAGCAGGAGCAGGAGCAGCAAUCACAGGAAGACCUCAUUCGAACCCAUCUCGAUCCCCUGGCUCUGCCAAAUACCACGGUGCUGGAAAUUCUUGCCGCUCUUCGAAACCGCCCCGAUGGCGUCGGACGUGCUGCUGACCGCCUCAAACAGCACAAUGAUGCCUCCAGGAAUCCAUCUUUUGAUCGACUUGAACUCUGGCCGGUCGCCUCGGGCCUUUCCAUCUCGCUGGGGUACGUCGUUGGCGGCAUCAUCCCCCUCUCUCCGUACCUCUUCUCAUCAACGGUGGGAAAAGGCCUGCAAUGGAGCAUCGGGCUUUGUUUAUUAGCUCUUUUUCUGUUUGGGUCCGGAAAGAGCUGGGUGCUCCGCGGCCAAGAGAGAGGCUUGAGAAGGAGUCUAUGUGAGGGUUUGCAAAUGCUGAUAUUGGGGGGUCUCGCAGCUGGAGCUGCUGUGCUGUGCGUAAACAUUGUCGGUGCCGGCUCUCGACCGGAUUUGCUUGGUUGA
Molecule: messenger RNA, 840 nt
Organism: Ustilaginoidea virens
Lineage: Eukaryota; Fungi; Ascomycota; Sordariomycetes; Hypocreales; Clavicipitaceae
Exons: 1
Coding region: 1-840 (279 amino acids)
Biological process (GO): intracellular manganese ion homeostasis
Cellular component (GO): fungal-type vacuole membrane
Molecular function (GO): iron ion transmembrane transporter activity; manganese ion transmembrane transporter activity
Source: RefSeq, a predicted model, not a curated record